This is a messenger RNA of Venustampulla echinocandica, 1884 nucleotides long. RefSeq lists its product as uncharacterized. The record is from RefSeq and is a predicted model, not a curated record. The coding region runs from base 1 to 1884 and encodes 627 amino acids. The transcript has 6 exons. NCBI's taxonomy places the organism in Eukaryota, Fungi, Ascomycota, Leotiomycetes, Helotiales, Pleuroascaceae.
AUGCUAGAGCUCAUCCUGACUUCACGUUUCCUCCACACUACUUGCAACUUCCCCACAACCACAACAACAACCACGCCGCCAAACAUGAUGUCAGACGACUCUUCCGAAUUAUCGUCCGUCCCAUCGGAGGAUGAGACUGAUCUUCAAUUGACUAAGAAGGAUGGGAUACUCAAAUUCUUUUCCAAAGCCCCGCGCCCUUCAGCAAAGCCCACUAUCGAGGCUUCACCUUCGCGUUCACCUUCACCACCCCGACCAAAACGUGCCCCUUCACCACCGCAUGAAUAUGUUCUCGCAGAUAACCCAGAUAUCGCAUUCAUCAUCAUGUUCCGCUCGCGCUUCACGGAAGCUUUCCCAAAAUCACUUGCACAUUUCGGCCCCCAAGAACUCGAACGCGAUGUGGUAGAUACGGUCCCGGGAGAACAUGGAGAGCAUUUCCUUUGCGCAUUAUUGGGGUUGCUGCUCAAUCGAAAGCAGGAUGUUAAAGCCGGACAUUAUAAUCGUGCAUUGGAGGAAGCUAUAGCGACACAUAAAUCACAAUGGGCGAAGGACUGGGAGAGCAAGAACCCGCUAUCAGGAGGCGCCACUUUUGCUUCAAUGUCGCCAACUCAACGGCUCACCCUCCUACGUACACUUAUUUUAUGGUCCCUCUCGUCAUCCGAUGCCAUCAAGGGUAUAAUCAACGCUUCCUACAAACAGAGCCGGCAUGAGGACGAUCUCAAUCAACCAUUAUCUGUACAGCCAUGGGGCUCAGAUGGGUCUCGACGGCGGUACUAUCUGAUUGAGGGCCUUGAUGAUACGCAUUUCAGGGUAUAUAGGGAGAGCUGUCACAUUAGCGGCGAGCGGACUUGGUGGAGUGUUGCAGGUGAUAUAAACGAACUGAAACAACUGGCAGAGAAGUUGGCAAAUGAAGACGGUGGCCAAAAGGCACGUCUUUUGAGUUCCAAAAUGAUGGCUGCAAUCCCACGAUUCGAGGCAACAGAAGAGAAACGCAAGCGACGGGAAUACCGACAAACUCGCAAACAACAAUUCAAGCGCCCAGAGCCUGGCUUUUCGUUGUAUGAGGGCCGAACACGGGGGAAGCGGAUCAAGUAUACCUACUCUGACGAGGAAGACGAGGAGUCCACCGACGCAACUACAAGCCGCCGGUCAACCCGUAAUACCGGUACUCACACUCCCUCUGAAGGCCUUGGUGUCCCCACAGUUACCCAAAGUGGUCGCCAGGUAAAGGCUCGACAGGGUGGUACUUAUGGGGAAACUGUUCUAAGCGGCACCACGGCCACUGCAGGAGCUGAUGGCGCUAAUGAUUAUUUUGAAGAUGAGGACGAUGUCAAUGGACGACCUCGGAGAGCGGCGGCCGUUGCCAACGACCGGAAACCAAAAGGGGGCCGCCACAUUGAAGGAUAUAACAAUGUCGACGAAAUGACUAGUGAGGACGAGGAUGACGCGAGCGAGCACGAUUAUGGUGAUGAUGAAGACGAGGAAGACAAUAUCUCGUUUGCAAGUGAUGCCGAUGGCCAGGACGAGCUCUCUGAUGAUGAUGACGAAAUGGAGGGUGGGAUAAAGGAAGCUCAUGGGAAUGGGCUUCUGGCCAAACUCCCGGUCAAGACGCCGACCCCAGAAAAGAAAACAUUUAUCAAACUUCAUGUAUCCCCGGAGAAAGAUAGGUCUUCAAAAGCCCCCAGUCCGGCCCAACCAUCAGAGUUGUCUUCGACGAACAAUUUAGCAAAAGCACCAUCUGUAUCUGAAGAUGCUACCAAGCCUAUCGACAUCCAACCAAAGUCUCCUAGAGCGCCUCAAGCCCCUUUAUCUCCCAGGUCGCCAUUAGCCUUCCGCGGGAGUCCAGAAAAGCCUCCAGCUUUCACUCCUUCGAUAAAUGUCGGUUAA